AUGGAGGAGCAAGAUGUGAUUGAUCAAUCAUUUGGAGGUGUCAAUGAAUUGUCUAUGUCUCCACCUACCUUAUUUGAUGUGAUUGGAGAGCCACAAUCAAUUCCUUGUGCUGUUGAAAUGAUCCCAACACCUACACCACAAAUGAAUUCCACAAAAUGGAAGGAUUUGAUUAUUGGAGAAGGACAAAUAUUUCCAAAUGCCACUACUCUCCGGAAAACAUUAUACAAGUACAGCUUAUGCCAGAAGUUUUCGUACGUUUUCAUUAAGAAUAAUCAGCAAAAGAUCAUUGUGAAGUGCAAGGUUGAUGGUUGUCCAUGGUAUAUGGGUGCAUAUUCAAUGGGAGCACAUCAAGAUACUGAGUUUUUAACUAUCAGAACGUACAAAAGUGAACACAUUCAUCAUGCACAGGACAACUUAAUUGUACCUCACUCAGGAAGGUCAAAUUUAGCUGCUUCGAUUGUGAUUGAUGACUUGAGGUGCAAUGUUGACAAGAGUCCUAAUGAAAUCAGAAAGGACUUGUAUAAAGAAUAUGGAGUGCAAUUGAACUAUACUCAAGCAUAUAGGGUUAGGAAGAGAGCAGUAAUGGAAUUACAUGGUCGAGUAGAAGAUUCUUAUAAGGUAAUCCCUUGGAUGUGUGAGAGACUCAUGGAAACUGAUCCUGACACAGUUGCAAGAUGGGAAGGCUCAGAUAGCAACCGAUUUGAGAGGCUAUUCAUUGCAUAUGGAUGCUCAAUUAAAGGCUUUGUGGAAGGUUGCAGACCAAUUAUUUAUAUAGAUGGAUGUCAUUUGAGUGGUCCUUACAAAGGAACUUUAUUAUCAGCUUGUGCAUUUGAUGCAGACAAUGAGUUGUUUCCUUUAGCAUAUGGUAUUGUUAGCGGGGAAACAAAUGAUGAAUGGACUUGGUAUCUACAGAAUCUGAAAGAAAUAACCAGAUCAGCACAAGUGACAAUUGUCUCAGAUCGGAGUAAUGCUAUUAUCGGUGCUGUCAAGACAAUAUUUGAUGGUGAUAGACAUGCUUUUUGCUAUCGACAUGUGAAAGAAAAUUAUAGUGCGCAGUAUGUGAAAAUCAAUAGAGGUGUGAGACGGACCUCAGAAAAUAACAAGGAGAAUGCACUUAAUUUACUUGAUGGAAUUGCAUAUGCAAGGCAUGAUAAUGAGUUUAAUGUUGCAAUGGGAAAUUUAAGAUUGUUUUGUCCUCAAUUGGCACAAUGGGUUGAAUCUCAUGGGGAUGUGGAUAGAUGGGCGCAAAGUAAAUUUCCUUUUAAGAGAUGGGAUAACAUCACCAAUAAUCUUGCUGAGUCUUUUAAUGCAUGGAUGUUGAAAGAAAGGAAGCACGCCUUGCCGGUUUUGAUACAAGAGCAUCAAGAGAAGUUGGCCAAGAAGAUGGUUGCUAGCAAAAUGGGGAUGAAAAGCUGGAAAAAUGGUGUAGGACCCAAUAUUGAAUCAAAGUUGUCGGAACAAAUAGCAAGAGGUGCGUGUAUGGAGGCAACAUAUUAUGGUGAUGACCAUAUUUCGGUGCAGACAAUACGUGAGGGACGCAUCAUCUAUGUUGCUGUUGAUCUGAUUUCUCACAGAUGCACAUGUUUGGCAUGGCAAAUGAGUGGAAUACCUUGUCCACAUGCUUGUGCAGCAAUCAAACUAGUUCACCGUAGUGUGUAUGAUUAUGUAGAUGAUUGUUACAAAUUGUCCACACAGGAGAAAAUAUAUGCAAAUAGCAUGAGGCCAAUUGCAACACAUGAUUGCCCACAGCCUGAUGCACCUACUGUGAGUCAUAUGCUGACCCAAACAUUCUUGCAUCCACCGAUAACCAAAAGGCCUCCAGGAAGGCCAAGGAUUAAUAGGAUAGAAUCUCAGUUCCAAAAUAAGAAGGUUUAUCAUUGUGGAAGAUGCAAAGAGCCUGGACACACUGCCAAGACAUGCAAGAACCCAAAUCCCAGCUGA
This is a messenger RNA of Neltuma alba, 1941 nucleotides long. RefSeq lists its product as uncharacterized. The coding region runs from base 1 to 1941 and encodes 646 amino acids. The transcript is spliced from 2 exons. Gene Ontology annotation, molecular function: zinc ion binding. NCBI's taxonomy places the organism in Eukaryota, Viridiplantae, Streptophyta, Magnoliopsida, Fabales, Fabaceae. The record is from RefSeq and is a predicted model, not a curated record.